Molecule: messenger RNA, 1557 nt
Organism: Phycomyces blakesleeanus NRRL 1555(-)
Lineage: Eukaryota; Fungi; Mucoromycota; Mucoromycetes; Mucorales; Phycomycetaceae
Exons: 4
Coding region: 1-1365 (454 amino acids)
Cellular component (GO): nucleus
Molecular function (GO): methyltransferase activity
Source: RefSeq, a predicted model, not a curated record
AUGGAAAACGGUACCAAGCUUGUGGGUCUCGAUAUAUUUUCAGGUUGUGGUGGUCUUACCUGCGGUAUGGACAUGACGGGCGUCGUUGAUACAAAAUAUGCCAUUGAAUUUUCUCAAAGUGCAUCUCUAAGCUUUGAAAAGAACUUUUCUGGGUCGAUAGCCUAUAAUCAGUGUGCAAAUGUGCUACUGGAAAGAGCUAUUUCUCUCCACAGUCGUAAAGAAACUCCGGGAGAUCUCAAAGACCACUUAGGCCGUCCUUUGCGCGCAAUGCCUGCCCCUGGUGAUGUUGACUUUAUCUAUUGUGGACCACCUUGUCAAGGAUUUAGUGGUAUCAACCGUUUCAAAAAGGCUGAUGAUGUCAAAAACACGCUUGUGUGCACAGCCCUUAGUUACGUUGAUUUUUACAAGCCCAAGUAUUUUUUGUUGGAAAACGUACGCGGAUUGGUUAGCUACAAACUUGGAGGCGAGCAAAAUGGACAGAAUCGAAUUAAGGGUGGGAUUGAGAUGGGAGUUCUCAAGUAUAUAUUGCGUUGUUUGACAAGUAUGGGAUAUCAAACUCGCUUCAGUAUCCAACAAGCUGGUCAUCAUGGUGUGGCUCAAAGUCGUCGUCGUCUAUUCAUCUGGGGAGCCAAGAUUGGACACAAACUUCCUGAAUUUCCACAGCCAAUAACAUGUUUCCCUAAACCAGCCUCUCUUUCCAUUACCUUACCAGAUGGUACUUCCUUCUCAUACAUGCACAGAACUGGUGGUCAAGCCCCGUUGGGAGCUGUAACAGUUGGUGAUUCUAUUUCGGAACUGCCAGACUCUAAAGGCUCAGUUGGGCAGCUUAUCCAACCUUAUUCUCGGCCACCUCUGACAGACUUCCAAAAAUGGAUCCGUUUGGGGGCUGAUCAACUUGCAAACCACUUCACUCGAACAUUUACCGAUAUUAAUAUCGAGCGCAUUUACAAUAUCGAGAUGACCCCAGGUGCCGAUCAUAGCUCUCUUCCACAUAUUCUUAAGCCUUGGUGUUUAUCUCACGAAGAUUCUGCUGCUCAGCGCCACAAUGGCUGGAAAGGUCUUUAUGGGAGACUUAAUUUUGACGGCCAAUUUUCAACUACUCUAACAGAUAUGUCACCUAUGGGAAAGCAAGGUACUAUUAUUCAUCCCAACCAAAGAAGAGUGCUUUCUGUUAGAGAAUAUGCUAGAGCACAAGGAUUCCCAGAUCGCUUUGUUUUUUACAGCACUUCGCGCGAUUGUAGUGCUGCAUCUGUCAAGGAUAUGUAUCGUCAGAUCGGCAAUGCUGUGCCUGUUCCUUUGGCCUUUGCUCUAGGAAAAGAGCUUAGAGCUGCCAUCCAAGAAGAUUGGCUUAAGAGCCAAUCUUGAGCGCUUAUAUCUUAAGUAGUAUUUUUAUUUUAUAAUUUAUCCUCUCUGCAUAUAUGGCUCUGCUUCUUUUUGGCUUAAAGGUGAAAACAAAAAUUAAAAUCAAAAUUGAAGUAGAGAUCAUUUUUACAGGAAAACAUAAACGAAUUCAAAGUUUUAUAUAAUCAUUAAAUGCAAACUAUUUGUAAUUAGUAC